This is a messenger RNA of Nanorana parkeri, 1599 nucleotides long. Its product is annotated as E3 ubiquitin-protein ligase TRIM11-like. The coding region runs from base 1 to 1599 and encodes 532 amino acids. The record is from RefSeq and is a predicted model, not a curated record. The transcript has a single exon. Gene Ontology annotation, molecular function: protein binding; zinc ion binding. Lineage: Eukaryota; Metazoa; Chordata; Amphibia; Anura; Dicroglossidae.
AUGGCGGCUGCUGAUCUGAGAGAUGAGCUGGACUGUUCCAUCUGUCUGGACAUUUAUACAGAUCCUGUAAACCUGAGAUGUGGACACAACUUCUGUCGGGCAUGCAUAGGUCAUGUUUUGGAUGCACAGGAAAGGUGUGGAGUUUACUCCUGUCCUCAAUGCAGACAAAGGUUUACAAGUCGUCCCACACUUCAGAGGAACAUAAACCUGCGUAACAUUGCAGAGGUUUUCCGAGCUACUCAGCCAGACGAAGGGGAGACCGGAAUCUUUUGUUCUUACUGUAUUCGCUUUUCUGUACCUGCUGUUAAAUCCUGUCUGCAGUGUGAAGCUUCUCUGUGUGAGAAGCAUCUAAAAGUUCACAGCAAGUCGUCAUCAGAGCACGUCAUAAUUGAACCCACCACUUCCAUGGAGAACAGAAAAUGCUCCGUCCAUAAGAAGAUUCUGGAGUACUACUGCACCAUGGAGGGUACCUGUAUCUGUGUGUCCUGCAGUUUGGCUGGAGAACACCAGGGACACAAGGUGGAGACUCUGGAUGAGGCCUCUGAGAAGAAGAAACGUGAACUAAAAAAUGAUCUGCAGGGACUCAUCACAGAGAGAGAGGAGACUCAGCAAAGAGUCCAGAGUCUGCAGGAACGCAUGAGAAAUGUACAUCAGAAAGCAGCUGAGGAAAAGGUGAGAGUCACUGCCCUGUUCAGAGACCUCAGGAGACAUCUGGAGGACCUGGAGAAGAGAAUCCUGAGGGAGAUCUCUGAGCAGGAAGAGAAGCUCUUACUACCACUGUCUGACCUAAUCCAUCAAAUAGGAAAAAAGAAGGACGAGCUGUCCAUGAAGAUACGUCACAUUGUGGAAAUGUGUAACAUGACUGACCCACUGACUAUUUUGCAAGAAUCAGACACAGGGGACUUUUAUGAUGCUGAGGAGGUAGAUGAUGAGGACAGAGAGAGACAUGAUAAACUCCUCCAUGAUGGAAGGGAUCUGGAAGUGGCAGGAAUCGCACGCACAUUACACACGGGGAUAUCUGAUAUGAUAAAAAUGGUAAAUAUUUCCUACAAUAUACAGAAAGCUGCGGACAUAUUACUGGAUGUGAACACAGCUCAUAAUUAUCUACAGAUAUCAGAGGACAUGAAAACUGUAUCCUGGUCAAAUAUGAAACAGAAUCGUCCAGAAACACCAGAGAGAUUUGAGAAUUGUGCUCAGGUAUUAAGCAGCAGGAGAUUUUUCUCAGGGCGACAUUACUGGGAAGUGGAUGUCAGCCAGUCAGAGUGCUGGAUAGUUGGGAUGUGUUACCCCAGUAUAGAGAGGACGGGAUGGUUUCACUCAUGGAUUGGUUAUAACAACAAGUCCUGGGGUUUGUACAGACACAAUGAUCAGUGCUCAGUAAUACAUGACAGCACUGUGAUCCUAUCACCUGACAAUAUCCCCAGGAAUACUGUCAGGAUCUAUCUGGACUAUGAGGCCGGACAGCUGUCCUUUUAUGAGCUUCGUGACUCAGUCAGACACUUACACACCUUCACCACCACCUUCACUGAGCCCCUUCGUGCUGCGUUAUGGGUAGGGAAAGGUCCUGUAAAGGUAUCCGGGAGGAAUUUGGGAAUGUAA